Phialemonium atrogriseum is the source of this 2905-nucleotide messenger RNA. Its product is annotated as GTPase-activator protein for ras-like GTPase. The record is from RefSeq and is a predicted model, not a curated record. NCBI's taxonomy places the organism in Eukaryota, Fungi, Ascomycota, Sordariomycetes, Cephalothecales, Cephalothecaceae. Gene Ontology annotation, biological process: regulation of GTPase activity; negative regulation of Ras protein signal transduction. The transcript is spliced from 5 exons. The coding region runs from base 460 to 2799 and encodes 779 amino acids. Gene Ontology annotation, cellular component: cell cortex. Gene Ontology annotation, molecular function: protein binding; GTPase activator activity.
AACUCUCACAAUCUAGCCGCCCCAUUGCCAACUGGGCUACUUAUCUUGACCUCAGCGAUUUCUCGUGCGACAGAGGGCCAUUCACACACACUCUUACCCUCUUGCCCUCUUCCCCUGGCUACACCGACACCGACCAGGAGCCACGUUGUGCGACCAACACCUGCCCCAUAGCGCCGUGAUUCUCCCGCCGAGCCGUAUAUAACCUUCUUUUUCGUCUUCGCACCGCGUUCGCGUUCGCUCCCUAUCGGUAUUGGGAUUGGGAUUCGACGCAGCAUCGAACCGGCUCCCUGAAGGCGCUUUCUACUCUUCGACCUACCCGACGACCUUUGUCGCGCCCCUCGAAUUCUGAUACCUUUUGCGCUUCUCAACUCAAUCUGGUGUGCAGCAUUGCCCCACAUCGCUGGAGCAUCGGGCUCUGAAGCCUGACCCUCACUUGGUCUUCGAUACGGCAUCGCGAAUAUGUCUGUCAUGUUGCAGACCCCUUCGCGAGCCUCGACUGCCUCCUCGUCCUCCUUCCAACCAAUCUCCCGACAGAACACCAUGUCGUCUUACGAUGGCUCGCGGUCCGCCCGCCAGUCUAAGAGAUACUCCAUGUCGGCGCUGUACAUGUCCAUGUCUGCGAAUGACUCGGACAUGGUCAUCGAGGAUGAGCUUGCUAAGGCGCAAAAGAUUCUGCGGGACUUGAAGUCUAAAAUCUCCUCGCAGUCAAAAAAGAAUUUCGUCCUCGAGAAGGACGUCCGGUACUUGGAUUCGCGAAUUGCCUUGCUGAUCCAGAAUCGCAUGGCUCUCGAGGAGCAAAACGAAGUCGCAAGCCACCUUGAAGAUGCCACUGAAAUGCAGGAAGGCGUGUUCCCCAACGACGACAAGACGCAAAAGUAUGGCAACUUGAUGUUCCUGCUGCAAUCCGAGCCAAGACAUAUUGCGCAUCUCUGUCGCUUGGUGUCAAUGUCCGAGAUCGACUCGCUGUUGCAGACGGUCAUGUUCACCAUCUACGGAAACCAAUACGAGAGCCGCGAAGAGCAUCUUCUCCUUACCAUGUUCCAAUCCGUCCUGACCUACCAAUUCGACAAUACCCCUGAAUACUCCUCUCUCCUACGCGCGAACACCCCCGUCUCGCGAAUGAUGACUACCUACACAAGACGAGGUCCCGGCCAGAGUUUCCUGAAGACGAUCCUUCAUGACAGAAUUAACAGCCUGAUCGAACUGAAGGACCUCGAUCUGGAGAUCAACCCGCUGAAGGUCUAUGAGCGCAUGAUCGAGCAGAUCGAGGAAGAUACCGGCAGUCUCCCGGCUUCGAUGCCUAAGGGCAUAACACAGGAGCAGGCGGCCGAUAAUCCUCAGGUCCAGGCCAUCAUCGAACCCCGACUGACGAUGCUGACCGAGAUAGCCAAUGGGUUCCUGGCGACCAUCAUCGACGGCUUGGACGAGGCGCCCUACGGGAUCAGGUGGAUCUGCAAGCAGAUUCGGAGCCUGACCAAGAGAAAGUACCCUGACGCCAACGAUCAGGUUAUUUGCACACUGAUCGGGGGCUUCUUCUUCCUUCGCUUUAUCAACCCGGCCAUUGUCACGCCCAAGUCCUACAUGCUCAUUGAUGGAACCCCAGCCGAGAAACCGCGCAGGACCCUGACCCUGAUCGCCAAGAUGUUGCAGAACUUGGCUAAUAAACCCUCGUAUGCGAAGGAGCCAUAUAUGGCCAAGCUGCAGCCCUUCGUCCACGGGAACAAGGACCGGGUCAACAAGUUCAUGCUGGAUCUUUGUGAAGUCCAGGACUUCUACGAGAGCCUCGAGAUGGACAACUAUGUUGCGCUGUCGAAAAAGGACCUCGAGCUAUCCAUCACCCUGAACGAAAUCUAUGCCAUGCAUGGCCUCAUCGAGAAACAUACGGGCGAGCUCUGCAAGGACGACAACUCGCAUCUGUCUAUUAUCAUCUCGGAACUCGGCUCAAGCCCUCCACAAGUCCCUCGGAAGGAAAACAGAGUCAUCAACCUUCCCCUCUUCAGUCGAUGGGAGACUGCCCUCGACGGCCUCACGGCGGCACUCGACAUCACGCAGGAAGAGGUCUUCUUCAUGGAGGCCAAGUCCAUCUUUGUGCAGAUUAUGCGGUCCAUCCCGCAAAACGUGGCGGUUUCGAAGAGGCCACUCCGCCUGGAGCGCGUCGCCGACGCCGCGGCAACAUCUCGUAAUGAUGCGGUCAUGGUCCGCAAGGGCAUCCGGGCGAUGGAGCUGUUGAGUCAGCUGCAAGAGCUCAAGGUGAUCGAUAAGAGUGACCAAUUCAGCCUGCUCCGCGAUGAAGUUGAGCAGGAGCUGCAGCAUCUGGGCAGCCUCAAAGACGGUGUUAUCGUGGAAACGGCAAAGCUUGAGGAGGUCUACAAGACAAUCCGCGAUCAUAACUCGUAUCUGGUCGGACAGCUUGAAACGUACAAGAGCUACCUGCACAAUGUUCGAAGCCAGAGCGAGGGCACCCGCCGGAAACAGCAGAAGCAACAGGUGUUGGGCCCUUACAAGUUCACGCACCAGCAACUCGAGAAGGAGGGCGUCAUCCAGAAGAGCAAUGUUCCCGAUAACCGGAGGGCGAACAUAUACUUCAACUUUACCAGUCCGCUGCCGGGGACAUUUGUCAUCUCGCUGCAUUACAAGGGACGGAAUCGCGGCUUGCUCGAGCUCGAUCUCAAGCUCGACGAUUUGCUGGAGAUGCAGAAGGACAACCAGGAUGAUCUGGAUCUGGAGUACGUCCAGUUUAACGUUCCGAAAGUCCUCGCUCUCCUCAACAAGCGGUUCGCUCGAAAGAAGGGCUGGUAAAACCGGUGGUGGAUACCAAGAUGAACGACUCCUUACGCGCAUCCUCGACAUUCAUCUGCUUCCAGGUUGGAGUUCUGGCGUUCUGUCUACAGGGCAAAUCUUGAUA